Molecule: messenger RNA, 4768 nt
Organism: Prunus mume (Japanese apricot)
Lineage: Eukaryota; Viridiplantae; Streptophyta; Magnoliopsida; Rosales; Rosaceae
Source: RefSeq, a predicted model, not a curated record
AUGGCGGAGGAAGCAGAAAGAGCCGUGGGGGAAUUUGGCCCCCCAGUGGCAACUCCCUCAGCGAUCCGACGUCCUGCUAUUGCAGCCAACAAUUUUGAGAUCAAACCAGCCAUGAUCACCAUGCUGCAGAAUUCAUCUGUAUUUUGUGGUCUACCGAAUGAAGAUCCCAACAUCCAUCUUGCGAUAUUUUUGGAGAUUUGUGAUACGUCCAAGUUCAAUGGAGUAACUGACGAUGCGAUUCGUUUAAGGCUUUUCCCCUUCUCCUUGAAAGAUAAAGCCAAGCUUUGGUUACUGUCACAGCCACAAGACUCCAUCCGUACUUGGGAUGAUUUAUCUAAGAAAUUCCUUGCUAAAUUUUUCCCACCAGCCAAAACUGCAAAAUUCCGACAAGAUAUCAUGUCAUUCGCUCAAUAUGAUAAGGAACCUCUAUAUGAAGCCUGGGAACGAUUCAAAGACUUAUUGCGCAAGUGUCCUCACCAUGAGCUACCAACCUGGAUUCAAGUUCAGACCUUCUACAAUGGGUUGAGUCAAACAAGCAGGACACUAGUUGAUGCAGCUGCUGGAGGGGCUUUAAUGGCAAAAACGGCUACCGAAGCAUUUGAAUUAUUGGAGACCAUGGCAUCCAACAACUACCAAUGGCCAAGUGAGAGAAUGAAUCUGAAGCCAGCUGGGGUCUUGGAAGUCGAUGCUAUGGCUUUGCUAACAGCACAAAUUUCUAACCUUACUAAAAAAGUUGAUUCUUUAAGUGUUAAUUCUAUAAACACUAGUACUAAUUUUGGUUGUGAACUUUGUGCAGGCCCUCAUCCAAGUUCAGAGUGUACCACAGGGAACCCAUUUGCGUCUGCUGAGCAAGUCAAUCAGGUUGGAGAAUUGAAUCGACAAAGGAAUAAUCCUUAUUCCAAUACAUACAACCCCGGUUGGCGAAACCAUCCAAAUUUUUCAUGGAGCAAUACUCAGAAUGUGCAAAGACCACCACCUGGCUUUCCGGCUCAAGAGAAGAAAAUAAAUUUGGAAGAUGCUCUUACUCAGUUGACUAUGUCUACCACCCAAUUCAUGACUGAAACAAAAACUCAAUUUCAGAAUCAGCAAGCUUCUAUUCAGAAUUUGGAGGUGCAAGUUGGCCAAUUAGCUAAUGUCAUAAGUGGAAGAAACCAAGGAGUAUUUCCAAGCCAACCUGAAGUUAACCCGAAAAAUCAAGAACAAGCAAAGGCAAUCACUCUUCGCAAAGGGAAGCAAGUAAAUACAGCGAUCGACUUGGAAAAAGAAGCAUUAGAGAAAGAAAAAGAAGCUAAGAAGUUUGCGGCAGAAAUGGGGCAUGCAUUUUCACCACCAAUCACCACCACAGAAAAAUCCCAAGAAGAAGAAAAUUCUAUACCAAUUCCUUCUCUUCAAUUGAAGCCAUAUGUCCCACAAAUCCCUUUUCCACAGAGGUUGAGAAAAAAUAAAGUUGAUGGGCAGUUUGCAAAAUUCUUGGAGAUGUUCAGAAAGUUACAGAUCAACAUUCCUUUUGCUGAAGCUUUGGAACAAAUGCCAAGUUAUGCAAAAUUCAUGAAAGACAUUCUCUCCAAGAAGAGGAAAUUUGGAGAGCACGAGAAAAUCCAACUAACAGAAGAGUGCAGUGCCAUCUUACAACGGAAGCUUCCACCAAAACAAAAAGAUAGAGGGAGUUUUAAAAUUCCAUGCACUAUUGGAAAUAAUUUCUUUGAAAGAGCUUUAUGUGAUUUGGGUUCUAGCAUUAACUUACUACCUUUAUCUGUUGCUAAAAAGAUUGGUAUUGGUGAAAUUAAACCCACUACUGUUUCUUUGCAGAUGGCGGACAGGUCAAUCACAUACCCAGAUGGAAUUAUAGAAGAUGUCCUAGUAAAGGUUGAUACACUCAUAUUUCCGGCGGAUUUUCUGGUUUUGGAUAUGGAAGAAGAUUCUGACACGCAGCUAAUUUUGGGCCGCCCAUUCCUGAUUACUUCACGCACUCUGAUUGACGUAGAAGAAGGCUUACUAACUUUGAGAGUUGGGAAUGAACAAGCGACAUUCAAAGUUUUUGAAGCAAUUAAAUUUCCAAGAGAAGCGGAGGAUUGUUUUCACAUAGAAUUAAUAGAUGAAAUUGCUUCAGACACAUUUAAAAAGGAGAAUCCGAGCCAUCCAUUGGAAUCUACAUUGGUCCAUGCUGCUACCUCCCAAGAUGACAACCCCAUGGUUGCUGAAUAUGCCUUAUAUUUGGAUGCAUCACAACCAUACCAUCCAAGGCAAAGGAAUCAGUUCGAACCACUAGGAGCAGCACCUCCUAAGGCUGCACCUUCUGUAAUUGCUGCACCUACACUCACUCUGAAGCCAUUGCCAACACAUUUGAGGUAUGCUUAUUUGGGAACUUCUGAAACUUUACCAGUUAUUAUUGCUGCAAAUUUGAGUGAAACUGAAGAAGAAAAAGUAUUACGGGUUUUGAGAAAACAUAAAACUGCAAUUGGGUGGACAAUCGCUGACAUCAAGGGUAUUAGCCCUUCUAUGUGUAUGCACCGAAUACUAAUGGAAGAGGAGCAUAAGCCAUCUGUGGAGCAUCAACGCCGAUUGAACCCCAACAUGAAAGAAGUGGUUCGUGCAGAGGUAUUAAAAUUGCUUGAUGCAGGUAUUAUUUACCCUAUAUCUGAUAGUAGUUGGGUAAGUCCUACACAGGUUGUGCCAAAGAAAGGAGGGAUGACUGUUGUAAAAAAUGAAAAUAAUGAGUUAGUCCCAACAAGAACUGUUACAGGAUGGAGAGUUGACCGUGCAAAAAUUGAGACCAUAGAAAAGCUACCACCCCCUUCUACAGUGAAAGGAAUUCGAAGCUUCUUGGGACAUGCUGGGUUUUAUCGUCGAUUUAUUAAGGAUUUCUCAAAAAUUACAAAGCCUCUUUGCAAGUUGUUAUUGAAGGAUUCUGAAUUCAACUUCGAUUCAGACUGUUUGGAGGCAUUUAAUUUAUUGAAGAAAAAGCUCACCACUGCACCAGUCAUUAUGGCACCUGAUUGGGAAUUACCAUUCGAGAUUAUGUGUGAUGCCAGUGAUUAUGCUAUUGGAGCUGUCUUGGGUCAAAGGAAGAAUAAAUUACUACAUGUAAUUCACUAUGCAAGUCGUACAUUGAAUGAUGCUCAACUGAACUAUGCCACUACGGAAAAGGAAUUGUUAGCAGUGGUAUUUGCAUUGGAUAAAUUUCGUUCUUACCUAUUGGGUGCGAAGGUAAUUGUGUAUACGGAUCAUGCAGCUUUAAAAUUUUUGCUCGCCAAGAAGGAAGCAAAACCAAGACUAAUUCGAUGGGUUUUAUUACUUCAAGAGUUUGAUAUUGAAAUUCGAGAUAAAAAAGGGUCUGAGAAUGUGGUGGCCGACCACCUCUCUCGGCUAGUCCGUGAGGAUGAAGUUAUAGAAGAUGUUGGGCCUAUCCUAGAGACAUUCCCGGAUGAGCAAUUAUUUUCCAUCAACUCUGAGAAAGAAUUCAUCACUCCCUGGUAUGCAGAUUUUGUAAAUUACCUAGCUUGUGGUAUUCUUCCCCCUCAUAUGUCUUUUUAUCAGAAAAAGAAAUUCCUAUCAUUGAUUAAACAUUAUUAUUGGGAUGAUCCUUAUUUGUGGAAGCACGGUCCUGACCAAAUUAUACGAAGAUGUGUACCUGAGACAGAGAUGGCUGACAUAUUAUUGCAUUGUCAUACUUUGGCAUGUGGAGGCCAUUAUGGUGCUUCCAAGACUACGGCCAAGGUUCUACAAUCUGGAUUUUUCUGGCCUACUUUGUUUAAAGAUGCUCAAGACUUUGUUGCAAGGUGUGAUCCUUGCCAACGUACAGGAAAUAUCUCUAGUCGAACCCAAAUGCCCUUGAAUAAUAUUUUGGAGGUGGAAUUGUUUGAUGUUUGGGGUAUUGACUUCAUGGGUCCGUUUCCGGCAUCAUAUGGGAAUUUGUAUAUUUUGGUUGCAGUGGAUUAUGUAUCCAAAUGGGUCGAAGCAACUGCCCUACCCACGAAUGACGCCAAGGUUGUGGUCAGAUUUCUACGAAAGAAUAUUUUUACAAGAUUUGGGGUCCCUCGUGCAAUUAUUAGUGAUGGAGGUACGCAUUUUUGCAAUCGUCAAUUUAAUUCCCUUCUUGCAAAAUAUGGCAUCACCCAUAAAGUGUCUACUCCCUACCAUCCGCAAACUAGUGGGCAAGUUGAAGUUUCGAAUAGGGAAUUGAAGAAAAUCUUGGAAAAGACGGUGAGUGCCUCUAGGAAAGAUUGGUCAUUAAAAUUGGAUGAUGCACUAUGGGCUUAUAGAACGGCGUUCAAAGCGCCAAUUGGGAUGUCACCAUAUAGACUUGUUUUUGGGAAAGCAUGCCACCUUCCGGUGGAAUUGGAGCAUAAAGCGUUUUGGGCUAUUAAAACACUCAAUUUUGACAUGAGUUCAGCAGGGGAGAAGAGGAAGUUACAAUUGAAUGAGCUAGAGGAACUUCGAAAUGAAUCGUAUGAGAAUGCGAAAAUUUACAAGGACCGUACAAAGAAGUGGCAUGACAAGCACAUCUUGAAGAAGGAAUUUUAUGUGGGUCAAAGCGUUCUCCUCUACAACUCACGGUUGAAACUUUUUCCUGGGAAACUUCGCUCUCGUUGGUCUGGGCCAUUCACGGUGUUAACAGUGUAUCCUUAUGGGACGAUUGAAAUCAAGAACGAUCGUGACGGUACAACUUUCAAAGUUAAUGGCCAUCGACUCAAACCUUAUGUGACAGCCGCAUUUCUUGAGGAGGAGAGCACCGUCCUACUCGAUGAUCCCAAGUAAACGCAUCCAA